CGAAACGUAAAGCCAUUGGUUACCGUGUUCAAAGAGAGCCCACAAACCCAAAAACCGGAGAGAAAAAGCGAAAGAAACAAAGGAAAUACUCCAAACAAAUUCCCCCUCAGCUCAAAGAACAAGCUCACAUGGAGAUCUGUUCUUUGUAUAGAAUGUUGCCCACUUCAACAUUUCGUUAGUUCCUAAGAGCCUAUUUAAUUAUUAUACAUGCAUGCAUAUUUGCAUCUCUGUUCCUGAUUUCUGUAUCUAUAUAUGUGAGUAUACUUCUUGAACUGUUGCUCGAAAAUGGUCGGGAGCAAAUGGAUGAAAGUGAAGAUCGCUCUCGGGUUGAAGCUCAAUUCCUGUCUCUACGUGCCAAGCACAGUUGAGGAUUCUCCGGCAGUGGCGGUACCGCCGAUGGCCGCGAGGUUUUCUGACGCCGUCUUGUUGUCCCCGACGCCGCCUCAGGAUUCGGAUCAUCGGGUGCAAAUGCCCACCACGCCCACGCCGUCUUCCUCCGGCCUCCUUUUGCCUAGACACUCCUCCAAAUCUAGCAAGAAGAUUUGUGCAAUAUGCUUGACAACAAUGAAGCCUGGCCAUGGCCAUGCCAUUUUCACUGCAGAAUGCUCGCACUCAUUUCAUUUCCAUUGCAUUGCAUCUAAUGUGAAGCAUGGAAAACAAACUUGUCCUGUCUGCAGGGCAAAAUGGAAAGAGAUCCCCUUCCAGAGUCCCACCACUGAUAACUCUCAUGAACGAGCAAGGCUAAACAAUGUCUCCUGGGCACAAGACAAUACCUGGACACCGGGUAUAAGAGGAAACCCUUCUCCAAGGGUCGACGUAAGUCGGCAAGUCGCUACCCUUUUUCAGGCUGCAGAACCUGACAUCUUUGAUGAUGAUGAAGAAGUUGACAGUACCCAACCAGAUGUCGCACAGAGUAGCUCGUCCAGCAACAACAGUCACGAGGACCAUUUUACUGGUCUAGUCAAAGUUAAAACAUAUCCAGAAGUUUCUGCUGUUCCAAAAUCAAAUUCCCAUGAUAACUUUUCAAUUCUUAUUCAUCUGCAAGCUCCAAUUACCACAGCACGACAACAUUCUGAUGGAGCAGGUUUGCCCUUGAUAUCUCAAACUUCUCGUGCUCCAAUUGAUCUUGUCACGGUGCUUGAUGUCAGUGGCAGUAUGGCUGGUACCAAGCUUGCUCUGCUUAAACGGGCAAUGGGGUUUGUAAUCCAGAGCUUGGGCCCAUCAGACCGGCUCUCAGUGAUUGCCUUCUCCUCCACAGCACGCCGGGUCUUUCCUCUUCGCAAAAUGACGGAAAAUGGAAGGCAUGAAGCAUUACAAGCUGUGAAUUCUCUAAGCUCAAAUGGUGGGACAAACAUUUCUGAGGCCCUCAGGAAGGGUGCCAAAGUGAUGACGGACCGUAAGCAGAAAAAUCCAGUUAGCAGUAUUAUACUGUUAUCUGAUGGACAAGACACAUACACCAUUAGCAAUCCUAAUGGCAGCAACACCAGGUCUGACUAUCGGUCAUUACUCCCAGCUUCCAUGCAUCUCAAUAGUGCUUCUGCUCUCCAUAUUCCUGUACACGCAUUUGGAUUUGGUGCAGAUCAUGAUGCAGCGUCAAUGCAUUUAAUUUCUGAAACUUCCGGCGGAACAUUUUCUUUCAUAGAGACAGAGGGCGUGAUUCAAGAUGCUUUUGCACAAUGCAUUGGUGGCCUUUUAAGUGUUGUUGUACAGGAAUUACUAAUCGAAGUCGAGUGCGUCGAUCCUGUGCUGCAACUCAUUUCUAUAAAAUCUGGAAGCUACAAAACCACUUUGGCGUCUGAUAAAAGAAAAGGCACUAUCGAAGUCGGAGACUUGUAUGCUGAAGAAGAAAGAGAUUUUCUGGUCACAAUUAAUAUUCCAAUUUAUGAAUCCAGCGAUGAGAUGUCACUGCUAAAGGUGAGAUGUCUUUACAAGCAUCCCAUUUCUAAGAAUUUAGUAACUCUGGAUUCUGCAAGUGAUGUCAGAAUCCGAAGGCCAGUAGUAACUGGACCUCUGGUUGUCUCAAUGGAAGUGGACAAGCAGCGGAACCGGCUCCGAUCCGCAGAGGCAAUGGCGGAAGCUAGGGCUGCUGCAGAACGGGGUGAUUUAACUCAUGCUGCAUCCGUCCUGGAGAACUGUCGUAAACAAUUAUCGGAAACCGUGUCAGCAAGAGAAGGAGACAGAUUGUGCAUUGCUUUGGAAGCUGAAUUACGGGAAAUGCAAGAGAGAAUGGCCAACCGACAUGUAUAUGAAACUUCGGGUAGGGCUUAUGUGUUGUCUGGACUGAGCUCACAUUCUUGGCAGAGAGCAACCGCAAGAGGGGACUCAACUGAUAGUUCAAGCCUCGUCCAGUCUUACCAGACACCAUCCAUGGUCGACAUGGUAAAUCUGUCACAGACUAUGGUUUUGGGUCGUCCAUCGCCUAGGCCCAGAAUUAGGCCAACACGGUCGUUCCCCGCAAGAGCACAGCCAAGGUGAUCUACAUCUGCCAGAUCGACCCCCCAGACUCUUAUCUCAAUACCUCAUUAUUUUUCUUUGUUAUUCAUUGUUACUUUUUCUUAGUUUGAACAAUUUUGGGGUGGGGUUGCAAUAAAAAUACGGACAAGAAAAAGAAAAAAGAGAUCCGCCGAGUGCGUGGCAUACUCACUUCAAAUGUACAUGAAUGUUGAGAAAGAUGAAGAUGGGAGUUAGGAUUUGGAUUGUCAAUAUUUUGGUUUGUACAUAAACUCAAGAGAAGAUGUUUUGUUCUCUUUGAGAGGAGAAUGGAGAUGGGGUAUAGCCUUUUGCAACUCUAGUUUUUUAAUUUGUCAAUGAACUCAUUUGCUGGAGUAAUUUGUCAUUUCCAUGGA
This is a messenger RNA of Sesamum indicum (sesame), 2846 nucleotides long. Its product is annotated as Zinc finger (C3HC4-type RING finger) family protein. Gene Ontology annotation, biological process: anaphase-promoting complex-dependent catabolic process. NCBI's taxonomy places the organism in Eukaryota, Viridiplantae, Streptophyta, Magnoliopsida, Lamiales, Pedaliaceae. Gene Ontology annotation, cellular component: anaphase-promoting complex. The record is from RefSeq and is a predicted model, not a curated record. Gene Ontology annotation, molecular function: cullin family protein binding; zinc ion binding; ubiquitin protein ligase activity.